CUCCCUUCCCUAAUAUUAGUUGGACGCCGUAUUUUGCGAUUCGCGAAUUACUUAAAUUGGUUUUUGUGUUUAUACUACAAAAAUAGCACAAUAAAAAAAAUAGCAAUAUGUCCACACCAAAUAACGAAGCCGGUGGCGGUAACUUAAUGGACGAGUUCGAGGAAGCCUUUCAAGCCUGCCUGCUCUCGCUAACAAAACAAGAACCUAACUCCGGCACCAACAAGGAGGAGAUCGAAUUGGAAGUGCAAAAGACAACAAAUCGCUUCAUCGAUGUGGCACGUCAAAUGGAAGCUUUCUUUCUGCAAAAAAGAUUUCUCGUUUCCACACUUAAGCCGUACAUGCUCAUCAAGGACGAGAAUCAAGACCUCAGCAUUGAAAUUCAACGUAAAGAAGCCUUGCUGCAGAAGCACUACAAUCGUCUGGAGGAGUGGAAGGCAUGCUUAUCCGACAUCCAGCAGGGCGUACACAAUCGUCCCACACAACCUAUGAUGGCGGGGCCUUGUCCCACCGGCAUGCCACCAAUGGGAGGUCCUGGACCACGUCCUGGCAUGAUGGGUGGCAUGCCGCCAGGUGGAAUGCCGCCGGUGGGGCAGAUGCAGCCAGGACAGCAGCAUCUGUUGCAGGCGCAGCAAAUGCAGCAGUUACGUAUGAUGGGAAAGCUGCCGCCCAAGUAAAUUAGUUAGUAACUUUAAUCCUAAGUCAAAUUUUAAUAAACUUAUAAAAAACAA
Drosophila albomicans is the source of this 728-nucleotide messenger RNA. It is a transcript of the gene MED28, whose product is annotated as mediator of RNA polymerase II transcription subunit 28. The transcript has a single exon. The record is from RefSeq and is a predicted model, not a curated record. Gene Ontology annotation, cellular component: mediator complex. The coding region runs from base 108 to 674 and encodes 188 amino acids. NCBI's taxonomy places the organism in Eukaryota, Metazoa, Arthropoda, Insecta, Diptera, Drosophilidae.